Messenger RNA from Coffea arabica (coffee), 1254 nucleotides. RefSeq names its product GDSL esterase/lipase At2g04570-like. Lineage: Eukaryota; Viridiplantae; Streptophyta; Magnoliopsida; Gentianales; Rubiaceae. Gene Ontology annotation, molecular function: hydrolase activity, acting on ester bonds. The record is from RefSeq and is a predicted model, not a curated record.
AAAACCUUACUUUCAUAGCCAGAAAAAUCAAGUGGAUAAAAGAUGGCAGGUAUUUGGGUUUCAUGGCUAUUUGUGAUUCAUUUCUUGAUUGUUCAAACUAGUGCAAAAAUUCCGGCCAUUAUAGUCUUUGGAGACUCAUCUGUUGAUUCUGGAAACAACAAUCAAAUCCCAACAGUUGCUAGGAGUAAUUUUGAGCCUUAUGGUCGAGAUUUUUCCGGUGGCCAGCCAACAGGACGUUUUUCGAAUGGUAAAAUUCCGACUGAUUUCAUAUCUGAGGCCUUUGGUCUAAGGCCUAUUGUUCCUGCAUAUUUGGAUCCCAAAUACAGCAUAUCAGACUUUGCAAUUGGGGUCAGUUUUGCUUCGGCAGCAACUGGGUAUGACAAUCUCACAUCUGAUGUCCUAGGUGUAAUACCAUUUUGGAAAGAAUUGGAGUACUACAAAGAGUACCAAAAGAGACUAAAGGCCUACCUCAGUGAACAAAAGGCCAAUUACACAAUUAGUGAGGCGUUAUAUGUUAUCAGCAUUGGAACAAAUGACUUUCUUGAGAAUUACUAUGCACUUCCAGAUAGGAGAUCUCAAUACACAAUAGAUCAAUAUCAAAAUUUCUUGGCUGGGAUUGCCCAAAACUUCGUAACCAACCUUUACCAUCUUGGAGCAAGAAAGAUUUCUCUUGGAGGGAUUCCUCCAAUGGGAUGUAUGCCAUUGGAAAGAACAACAAAUAUACCAAAUGGAGAAGGGUGUGUGCAGAGUUAUAAUAAUGUGGCAGUUAGUUUCAACGCAAAAUUGAACGGAUUGGUGUCAAAUCUGAACAAGCAAUUGCCAGGGAUUCAAUUGGUUUUCUCCAAUCCUUACUACGCUAUGCUAAAUAUCAUUAGCAAACCUUCCGCUUAUGGUUUCGAAGUCGCUUCGGUGGCAUGCUGCGCGACAGGAAUGUUUGAGAUGGGCUAUGCAUGUGACAGAUACAAUCCAUUCACUUGUACGGAUGCAAACAAAUAUGUGUUUUGGGACUCAUUCCAUCCGACUGAAAAAACAAAUCGUAUAGUCUCUGAGAGUGUAGUUAAGAAAGUCUUAAGCAAAUUUAUGUGAAGUGUGUCUUUGGCAAUUAUCCAUAAAUAGUGUGACUAAAAUAUUAUGUACGAAAAUAAGAUGAGCUUUUCUUUUGUACUUAAAUACUGUCUAUUCGUUUGAAUCCUAUGCGUGAGAAAACACGAAUGUUAAACUUAGGGCACAAUUAUUUAAUGUACGUCAUUAACU